This is a messenger RNA of Fundulus heteroclitus (mummichog), 832 nucleotides long. RefSeq names its product GINS complex subunit 2 (gene gins2). The record is from RefSeq and is a predicted model, not a curated record. Gene Ontology annotation, cellular component: GINS complex; nucleus. Bases 96 to 656 code for a protein of 186 amino acids. Lineage: Eukaryota; Metazoa; Chordata; Actinopteri; Cyprinodontiformes; Fundulidae. The transcript has 5 exons. Gene Ontology annotation, biological process: DNA replication; double-strand break repair via break-induced replication.
AGUCGGCCACUAUUUGUUUUCUCUGGGUUUGUUGCUCAGCUAGCGCGGGAACUCUCGGCAGAGAGUCGUGGGAUGAGAAAAGGUCCGGGGGAACAAUGGAUCCUUCGGAGGUUGAGUUUCUAUCCGAGAAAGAGUUUGUGAAAAUAAUCCCGAACUUCAGCCUGGAUAAAAUCUAUUUAAUCGGGGGCGAUCUGGGACCCUUCAACCCCGGACUUCCUGUUGAUGUCCCCGUGUGGUUGGCGCUGAACCUCAAGCAGAGACAGAAAUGUCGGAUUCUUCCGCCUGAGUGGAUGGAUGUCGAGAAACUGGAGGCGAUGCGAGAGCUUGAGAGGAGAGAAGAGGCCUUCGCUCCCGCUCCCAGUCCAUAUUAUAUGGAGCUGACCAAGCUGUUGCUCAACCACGCUUCCGACAACAUUCCUAAAGCGGACGAGAUCCGAACGCUGGUCAAAGACAUCUGGGACACCCGGAUCGCUAAGCUGCGUCUGUCUGCCGACAGCUUCAUCAGGCAGCAGGAGGCUCAUGCUCAGCUGGACAACCUGACUCUGAUGGAGAUCAACACCAUACGCCAGUUCCUCCUCGACUCUCUCAACUGCAUGUACAAGCUGCGCUCCAACCGGCAGCCCGCCUCAGCCAAGAGCCGGCUCGCCGACUACUGAUCCAGAUCGCCGAGGAAUCACAGAUGUCGCCCGGAGAUUUUUAAGAGGACCGGACUUUAACCUUUGACCUAUCCCGUUGCGACUCACGAGGCGCUGCAUUUCUGGAAGCCGCGGUUUGUUUUUUUAAGGAAUCCCACGCCUUUUGUGAGGAAGAUUAGCAUUUAUAAAAAAAAAAA